AGUAUUUCGCCAGCAGUCAGGGCUGGACGGUGACUAGUUGAGCAUGAGACAAGAAAGGGUGCGCACCUGAGUUUUUACACACUAAAGGGACCAAGCACUCCAGGGAUACCACCUGCCCACAGGAGAGGACCACCAUGUUCAAGACCAGCUACCUUCGAGAGGUGCGCAAGGAGAAGUACGAGCGUUCCGACGUCUUCUCGGAGGAACCGGAGGACUCGGCGGGGAUAUCGGCCAUUCAAGGAUGGGAGAAUCUGCAGGAGCUCAACAACCGCUUCGCCCGCUACAUCAACAGAGCUCGGGUCCUCGAGCAGCGCAAUGCCGUCUUCCGGAAGCAGCUGGAGACUCUGCAGAGGAUGGAGGAAGAGAGCGGCCUGGAGGAGGCCUUCAGAGAGCAGAUCGACGUCAACAGGCAGAGAAUCCGAGAACUCACGUCCGACCGCUCCAAGCUGGAGCGAGAGAUGAGGGAGGCGUGUCGCAUGCUGGACGAAUUCACCAACAAGUACAGAAACGAAUGUGAUUACCAGGAGCAGCUACGAGGAACUCUGGAGCAGUUGAAUAAGGAGGCUGACAACGCUCUGCUGAAGAACUUGGAGUAUCAGAUCGAGUCUCAGUUCCUGCAGGAUGACAUCAACGCCACCAGAGAGAGAUAUAAGAAGAACCUCGCUGAGAUCAAGACCUAUUUAAACAUUUUGCAGCAAAUCAACCAGACACUUCCACUCGUUCCUAAUGUGUCGCUGGGCAUCUCUGAGGAACAAGAGAAGCUUCUGGCCCAGAGGAAGGUUCCAGAGCUGCAGAGACAGUUGGAGGAGUUCAAGAGCGCCAUCUGCCAGCUGCACACGUUAAAACAAGGCUUGCAGGCUGAGACUGCAGCACUGGAGCAGAAAAUCAGAAACACGCAGGAAAACUACGACGAGGAGCUCCAGGGUUACAACGAGAAAAUUGAAUCCUUGCGAAAGGAGAUCGAGGAAAUGGAGAAGUGUCUGGAGAAGCUCAACUGCGAGUGUCGCCACCUGGCCAUGUACCAGACCUCUCUGGAGAACGAGCUGGAACGAUACCAGAGGAUCAUCGAGAACGAAGACAACAGGUUGAACUCUGCUAUCAUCGGGACUCCCAUCACUUUGCUCAACACAAACUACCACUACACUCACACACCUUCAGCCUCCAGCAGAGGGAGAGACAUCACUCAGGCUAUUCAGGACAUCACCAACAUGAAGCCCCGUCAGAAGUUCCAAGGCAAGAAGGGUCUUAAGAAGAAGGAUCUUAACCAGAGAGACGUGAUGGACAGUUGCAUGGAGGAACGGCCUGGUGAGGCUUUAGAUGAAGAUGUCAGAGAGGAAGUCCAGGAGGAGUGGAAGAAGGACCAAGGAUCCGGACUCACUGGAGUCUCUCCACAGGAUGUUCCAGACGGAGCUCAGAUCAGCAAGGCCUUCGACACUCUCUGUAACAUUGUGCGGGACAGGAUGAGGAAGUACAAGAAACCAGAACCUCUGACAGCUGACUUUUACACCAAGGGGCGGUAUGUCCUGGUGACCGGUGACAGCAGCUUCCCAGAUCCCUGCUUCUACGUCUCCUCACCAUCCUCCGGGCAUGUCACCGUGACCGUCAGAGAUGAUUCGCAGAGUUCAGAUGAUGUGCCUGGGCGUCGCACCCCAUCACCCCCUCCCAUUCAGCCCAUCCCAGAUCCAAGACCGAGGACGCCGCCGAAGCCUUUAAAUGGUGGGGGGAUUAAGGAGGAAGACAAGGGAGGAAGAGGAAAGGAUGAUGAUGGAACAUGCAAGAAGAAAGCUGGAGAACCUCAGCCCCCACCUGUGAUACCACCUGGCCCAGGCUUGUACCCAAAAGAGCCCACCUCAGGGGGUGAUAAAACAAAGAAGGAUGACACUGGUCCAGCGGAGCCAAAGCCAUCUCCUCGUGGUGGGAGCACCAGCUCCAGCACUAGCUCUGGCAGCUUCACACCUGACGCCAGGACCUACGAGAAGGUGGAGGUGCUGGAGUCCAUUGAGACGUUCUCCAACAGCCGCAAGGUAAAGGAUUACGAGGAAACAUCUUUGGUCUUCGAGACAACAACAGAGAAAUCCAGUAAGAAGAAACACUAAAUCCGAAAUGGUUGCCAUCCGCUCUGUCGGAGGCUAAACGUAAUCCUCAACCUUCUCUGCUCUGAGGUUCUCCAAGCUGCUUGCACUUUUCCGGUCUUGCCAAUAUACUUUGCUGGUUCUUCACUCAUGCUGAGGUCCUUUAAUGUUUCGAAACCAGGCUCAAAUUAUCAACCACCAUGUCAAUCUCCUAAACAAUUUGAAAUUAUAGAGGAGUCAUUUGGAACUUGUGCCACCUGACAGAUUUUGACUGCUAAAUCUUUCCCCCUUUGGAGUCUAUUUGUUGAAUUUGAUGCCACUAAGCGCCCGCAAUGCACAAUUUUGCAGUGUCGGAAUUUGUUUUGAAAUACGAAAUAAAGAAAGUUCUAAUCACAAAA
Molecule: messenger RNA, 2470 nt
Organism: Synchiropus splendidus (mandarinfish)
Lineage: Eukaryota; Metazoa; Chordata; Actinopteri; Syngnathiformes; Callionymidae
Product: filensin
Exons: 8
Coding region: 135-2096 (653 amino acids)
Biological process (GO): lens fiber cell development
Cellular component (GO): cytoplasm; intermediate filament
Molecular function (GO): structural constituent of eye lens
Source: RefSeq, a predicted model, not a curated record